UCAUUGCUUUUCGACUGGUGGCAAAACACGGUCAUACUACAGCUCUGCAUUACUGUUACAGGCUGAUCCUCUGCGCAACAACUAUGAAUGUUUCCGGGGAGGAGAGAGAGAGCUUCUAUGGCACUUCUGGAGCUCUGUGGAAUUAUUCUCUUUCCAUUUUUUACAUCCUGAUUUUCAUCAUCGCAGUGCCUGGGAACAUCUUGGCCCUGUGGGCCUUCUUUCACCAGAAAACCACAUCUCCAUCAAGAGUCUUCCUGAAAAACCUCUCUGUAGCCGACAUAUCUUAUGUCCUCGUCUUACCCAUGCGCAUAAUUUACCACCUAUCUGAUAACCACUGGCCCUUUGGAUACAUCAUCUGUCAGCUGUUAGGCUUCUUGUUCUAUCUAAACAUGUACUGCAGUCUCUACUUGAUGAGUUUCAUCAGCCUGGACAGGCUCCUGGCUGUGGUUAUACCUUUAAAGUCACAAUCAUUCAGGAAGCCUUUGUAUGCAAAUGUAGCGGUUGGCAUACUGUGGGUGAUGGUUAUUGUUUGCAUGACUCCUACACUCUUCUCUGGAAGAAAACAAACCAACUCAUCUGGCAUUUGUAACAAACUGUACUUAGAAAAGACAAAUCCAACAGCUUUAAUUUCCACUAUUGUGGCAUUUGCAAUUCCCCUCGUCACUAUAGUGGUUUCAUACAUACUGAUCCUGCUGAAACUAAGAACAGUGCAGCAAAAGGAAGAACGACCAGUGAAAGACAAAGCUAUAAAAAUGAUUAUACUUAUUGUGAUGAACUUCCUGUUCGCAUUUGUGCCCUACCAUGUGUGCAGGAUAAUCUACAUUCAACAGCAGAGCCAUGGAAAUAUUACUGAGGGGCUGAGAAAAGCCAAUCAGAUAACAUCUGCACUCACCUGUAUCAGUGGUAUACUGGAUCCUGUCAUGUAUUUCUUUUUGAACCGUCUAUACAGGAAAACAUUUCUUAAGCUGUUCUGUAAAAAUAGGGAAGAUGUCAUAUAAAAAAUGCAAAUGGAAAAAAAAUGAAGGUAGUGCAUACCAUGUUAAAAACAUCAGCGUGGUUCCUAUAACACCUAACCGCAAAUCAGAUAAACUGCACUUCCCCUCAUUAUUAGGCAUCGACUUUGAAAUUGUCAGAAUUAGCCAGUACUUGUUUAGGGAACUAUAAUAGGUCAAAGAUAAUUUGUCAGUUUGGGACCUGUUAGCUUUCUAGCACUGAAGACUGAGACAUUUUUUUUUUUAAAUUUAUUUACAUUUUUUGAAAUUCUGUUUUUAUUUUAUUCUAUUUUUAAUUUUUAUUCUCUGAAUUACUCAGAAAUCUUAUCCCCAAAGGAGUGAAACAUCUAAGCUUCUGCUUUACGAUACUUUAUUUGUCACACAAAAGGUAACUGUCACGGUCCUGGGUCGGUUCGACCCAGCAUUUUGUGUUUCUUAUGUUUUGGUUUCGUUUUGCAUUAGUUCUUCUCUGGGGAUGCUGUUUUGAUAUUAAUUACGUUCUGUUUCGUUAGCUGUCUGAUGAUGAUGAUGAUGAUUAUCAUUGUUUGAGUUCUGUUAUAUAUAUUCUGCCUUAGUCUGUGUCUUUGCCUGUAUAUGAUGUCACCCCGUCUGUUUAUGAAUCUGUUUAGUUCAGCGUCCUGUCUGGUUCCCCGUGUCUGAGUUUCCUGUUUUAUUGUGAAGGUCGGUGUCUUAUGUGAGUGUGCUCAGUUUACGUUUCCCCUGUCCCGUCAGCUCUGAGUCCUCCCAGCUGUGUUGCCCUCCUGUUUCUCAUCCCCUGAUUACCGGUGUGUGUAUUUAAGCCCUGUGUGUUCUCCUGCCUGUUGCCGGUUCGUCUGUGUUACUCCGUGUCAGUCUGCGUUACUGUGUUCCUCGGUGUCCUGUUUCUCGUCUGCGUCUCUCUGCCUCUCACCCCGUUCGUAUGUUCUCAGGUUUGUCAUUUAGCUUUCCCAGUUUAGGUCUUUAGUUUUGUCUUCUCUCUUGCCUGUUUUGCCACCUCACCUCUGUGUAAAUAAAACUUCACUAGCAUUUCAUCUCCUGCUUGCAUCUUGGGUCCUCCUUCCUCCAACACCACACGGCUCGCCUCGGCAGCCGUGACAGUAACUGAAAGUCUGUGACAUCAUUUUCCAAAUAAGAGUCCUAAACUUCAGCGGAAGUAAAAACACUUGUUGCCUCUUGCAGUCUAUUUUGGUUCCAGAGUUCAAAGUUUGAAUAAAGAAUCCCGGUUUUCAUGAAAAAAACAAAACAAAAAAAAACAACGACUUUAAUAAUUACAUUUCAUUGUUAAGAAAUUGUGUGUGUAUGUGUGGGUGGGGGGUGUUCUGGUAAGAAUGCCAAGAGGUUAAAUCCACAUCAGAUGCACAAGCGUUAUUAGGCAGCUGCAUUAUUCAGCAGUAGAACUGUAGGCUAGUUUCCUUCCUGCAGUCUAAAUGUGUUACCUAGUGGAGCCACGUGGUACAUUAUAAAAUGAGACAGAGGGUUAAGGAUAUAAACAGUGUGGUGCUUUCAGUGCCUUAACACCUACAAAAUGUUGCUAAAAAGAGAUGAUGCAACAACAUGAUAAGCAUGCCAUUGUUUUAGCUUUUGUGAUGUUGCUGGGAUCAACACAACAAGAAGAAUGUGCACAUUUUCAGAAUGAGCACAUUCUUCUAUCAAAC
Molecule: messenger RNA, 2647 nt
Organism: Pelmatolapia mariae (spotted tilapia)
Lineage: Eukaryota; Metazoa; Chordata; Actinopteri; Cichliformes; Cichlidae
Product: uracil nucleotide/cysteinyl leukotriene receptor
Exons: 2
Coding region: 84-998 (304 amino acids)
Biological process (GO): phospholipase C-activating G protein-coupled receptor signaling pathway; positive regulation of Rho protein signal transduction
Cellular component (GO): plasma membrane
Molecular function (GO): G protein-coupled receptor activity
Source: RefSeq, a predicted model, not a curated record